AUGGCUCCAGUUUUAAUGUCCAAAGCACAGUUACAGCAUAUGGUUACUGUAUCGGUUUUUGUGGUCAGCGGAACACAAGUAAUCGAUGUUAUCGAGCAAGGAGCAGGGGCACACCCAGAUGGUCCCCAGAUUCCAGUUGCUUCUGAUAGUGAUUCAUUCUCCUCACCAGAUGAGGACAAGUUAGCCACUUUUGCAAAACAACUCGAAGAUGAGUACAAAGUUAAGAGUGAAGCAGAAAAGCUGAUAAAGGCGUAUUCUACCGGCCGCUCCAAAGAUCAGAAACAUCUCGGUGAUGCUCAGAAAAUACUCCAUGACAGCAAAAGAAAAAUAGAAAUUUUGCGCAUGUUGAUUCUCCAACAUAAAGAAACACCUACAAUAAGUCCAUUGGAGAAACGCAUUGAGGAGUUGAGCCACCGAUUUGCGAUCGAGCGUGCCGUGGCUGAAGGAGCCAAACAUGCCAUCCAGAAAUUGGAUGGAAAGCCGCUUGUUGAGGCACAAUCAAUACUACAGGCGUCAAAUGAAAAGCUGGACCUCCUUAAAUAUUCCUUGGAGGAACGAGUGAAAGAACUUCCUGAUGGCCACCAUAGGAAGAGUAUAACCACCGAGGAACUGUCCCUUGGUUCAGUCAAAUCCAAGUCCAUAGCACUAACGGUUUUGGUUGAUUUAUAUUCUGAUAAAGAUUGUAAUAGCCAUUGUUACAAUAUUUAUUCUGAUUGUUUGACAGGUACUCUGAAAGUGCGAGUAAAGGGCUGUCACGGUAUUCUGGAGAAUGUACCUGGCAGACUAAAGGACCCGUCAGAUGUUCUCCCUGGCAGGAGUCCACGUCGAGGAAGAUUCUUAUUAAUGAACCGGAUCAGAAGAAACAACCGUGGCAGCAAUCAGAACAUCCAAGAGACUUUUGACUUUUCUAGUGAAGUCCGUACUCAGCUGAAGAUCGAUCAUAUUCCAGUGGGUUCAACAAGUUGGAAAACUGUUUCUAACCCAUCCUGGAAUAAGACAUUUAAACUGGAUUUAGAUAAGUCUCGGGAGCUAGAAAUAUCCUUAUAUUGGCAUGAUCAGAGAUCACUGUGUGCCACAAAGACUCUGAAGUUGGAAGAAUUCCUGUUGAACCCCAAACAGGAACUGUGUCUACAACUGGAACCACAGGGCACCCUUUUCAUCAAGGUGACGUUUUCCAGUCCUUUCACCCAGAAAAGACCAAAGCUUCAAACAAUUAAGAAAUUAAUCUCCUCAAAACAAGAGGAGACCACCGAACCAGCUCCACUGGAGGAUGCAGCUAUUGAUGCUCAUUCGCUGCCAGAAUCGGAUACUGAGAGCGUGGAUUCAUCGGCGCCGGCUGUGGAUACUGAAACGGAAAAGACCAUCCAGCCAGCUCCAGAAGAAGAUGUUGUUACUGACAAUCCUAUAUUGCCAGUAGCCACUGAGAGCAUGCGCCCAUUAACACCUGAUGCUGAUACCAUUACAGAAGAGACCUUCCAACCACCUCCAGUGGAAGCUACAACUAUUGACAAUGUACCAGUAGUGGACACUGAGAAUGUGGAUUCAACACUACCAGCUAUCAACACCAUUAGUACAGAAACUAUCCAACCACCUCCAGUGGAAGCUACAACUAUUGACAAUGUACCAGUAGUGGACACUGAGAAUGUGGAUUCAACACUACCAGCUAUCAACACCAUUAGUACAGAAACGAUCCAACCACCUCCAGUGGAAGCUAGAAUUUUUGACAAUGCUCCACUGCCAGUAGCAGUAGAGGACUCUGUGAGCAUGGAACCAUUACCACCAGCUAUUGUAAGCUUGCUAGAAAUGACAAUCCAACCAGCUCUAGAAGUUGAUUUAGUUACUGACCCUACUCCAUUGCCAGUAAAGGACACGGACAGCGUGGAGCCAUCGGUGCCAGCUGUUGAUGAAAUUACAGAAAAGACAAUUCAACCAGCUCCAGAGGAGGAUGCAGCUAUUAAUCCUCAAUCACUACCAGUAGAGGACUCUGAGAGCAUGAAGCCAUUGCUGCCAGCUGACGAUGAAGAUACAGAAAAGACAAUCCAACCACCUCCAGAGGAGGAUGCAGCUAUUAAUCCUCAAUCACUACCAGUAGAGGACUCUGAGAGCAUGAAGCCAUUGCUGCCAGCUGACGAUGAAGAUACAGAAAAGAUAAUCCAACCAGCUCCAGAGCAGGCUGUAGUAAUUGACAUGCCUCAAGUGUCAGCAGUGGACAAUAAGAAAGUGGAAUCAUCACCACCUGGUGCUGCUACUGAUAUGGAAAAAAACAUCCAAACAUCAACAGAGAAAGAUGCAGUUAUUGAUAUUGAUAACAUUGCAGAAGAAACCACUGGACCACCAAAGGGUUUAGUUCGUGACGCUGUUCCAUUGGCAGAAGCAGAUGUGGAAAAUCCAUCAUCAUCAGCUGGUAUUCAGCAAGGAGCUCGGCUGAGCAUUCAGGAUUUUGAUUGUCUCUGUGUGCUGGGAAGAGGAGCAUUUGGAAAGGUGGGUUAUGGUGUGAAUUCCACUUUCAAUAUAAAAGGUGUCAAGAUAAAUGCUAGGCUUAUAUGUGAAAAGGAAAUCCUACAGACUGUGAGCGAAGUACAGCAUCCUUUCCUUGUUAACAUGUUGGCAAGUUUCCAGACUCAGGGUCAUUUUUGUUUUUUAAUGGAGUAUGCCGCUGGUGGGGACUUAAUGACCGAUAUUAUGAACAACAACUUUCAGCCAUUUUCCACAACCAGAGCUGUGUUUUAUGCGGCGUGUUGUGUGCUCGGCCUGGAUUUCUUGCAUCAAAACGAUAUUGUUCACAGAGAUCUCAAAUUGGAAAACAUUGUAAUUGACAUAGAUGGAUUUGCCAAAAUUACAGACUUUGGUCUUAGUAAACAAGGGAUGGGAUAUGGAGAACAAGACAGAACAUAUUGUGGCACCCUGCAUUACAUGGCACCGGAAAUGGUUUGCGGUAAACCAUACACAACAUCUAUUGACUGGUGGAGUCUCGGUGCAGUUAUUUAUAUAAUGCUGUGUGGAAUGUAUCCCUUCUCAGGUAACAGAAGAGAGGUGAGGUAUAAUAUUGUCUAUUCAACGCCGCACUAUCCGAGGUUCCUGACUGCAGAAGCACGAUCAAUAUUAAGAAGUCUUUUGCAUAAAGAUCCCAAAGUCCGUCUAGGAGCCAGCGAGAAUGAUGCCUGGGAUCUGAAGAGCCACCCUUUUUUUAAACAAAUAGACUGGUUCGCAUUAUUGUUUAAGAGUGUCAGGCCGCCAUGCGUACCAUCCAUCGAGGGACCAGACGACGUCCGCUACUUUAAUAGAAUGUACACAUCAUGCGCCCCCAUUCUGACACCGCCAGGCGAGUCUGAGUCCCUAUCUGAUGUAGAGCUGGAGCUAUUCAAAGAUUUUGACUGGGUUUCCGAUAGGAUUUAA
Pelobates fuscus (common spadefoot toad) is the source of this 3396-nucleotide messenger RNA. Its product is annotated as serine/threonine-protein kinase N2-like. Lineage: Eukaryota; Metazoa; Chordata; Amphibia; Anura; Pelobatidae. Gene Ontology annotation, molecular function: ATP binding; protein serine/threonine kinase activity. The transcript is spliced from 20 exons. The coding region runs from base 1 to 3396 and encodes 1131 amino acids. Gene Ontology annotation, biological process: protein phosphorylation; signal transduction. Gene Ontology annotation, cellular component: nucleus; cytoplasm. The record is from RefSeq and is a predicted model, not a curated record.